Molecule: messenger RNA, 357 nt
Organism: Entrophospora candida
Lineage: Eukaryota; Fungi; Glomeromycota; Glomeromycetes; Entrophosporales; Entrophosporaceae
Source: the annotation of a GenBank genome assembly
AUGUCAACUCAAGAAAGUUUAGAUAAGAACAUAAUCAAUAAAAAUUACAAUAAUAUUGAUAAAGAUGAUAGCGGAGAUGAUGCUAAUAAUAAUGAACUUGAUCAAACUUCAAGAACCUCUUCUGCGAUGAUAUCCAAAUUUAUUAUUUACUCAUUUUUAUCAGGAACGUUUGCAGCAUUAGCAUCAGCAAUUUUGGGGUAUUUAAUAUUUGGUGAAUUGCUUAAUUUACAAUGGUGGCUUGGAGCAAGUUUAAUUGUGAUAGGCACAGCAAUUGUGUUGAUGAACAAUCACAGUGAUAAUAGUAACAGCGACAAUAAUAAUGACAAUAUUGACAAUGUUGUGAGAUCGAAGAAGUAA